AACUAACCAACGUAAAGCAGCGUUGGUAGAGAAAAGGCAAAUCACAAUGAGAUCUUCCUCUAGGAUGGGGCCUUCAGCCCAUCCCAUUUACGCUCUCGGCGUUAUCAUCAUGGCAACAAUGGUUGCAGCGUAUGAACCACUCACGUAUAGCUUGCCUCCUCUCCCAUCGUAUUCACCAUCUCCGAAGGUAGAAUACAGUACUCCCCCCCUGCCGAAUGUCUACAAUUCUCCAUCACCACCACCAUACUACUCUCCAUCGCCAAAGGUAGACUAUAAGUCUCCUCCACCACCAUAUGUCUACAGUUCCCCACCACCACCACCAUAUUACUCACCAUCACCAAAGGUUGAGUACAAGUCUCCGCCACCACCAUAUGUUUACAGUUCCCCACCACCACCACCAUAUUAUUCACCAUCUCCUAAGGUUGUGUACAAAUCUCCUCCACCACCAUAUGUUUACAGUUCUCCUCCACCACCAUACUAUUCACCUUCUCCAAAGGUACACUACAAGUCUCCUCCACCACCAUAUGUCUACAGUUCCCCACCACCACCGCCAUAUUACUCACCAUCACCUAAGGUUGAAUACAAGUCUCCUCCUCCACCAUAUGUCUACAGUUCUCCACCACCACCAUAUUAUUCACCAACUCCUAAGGUUGUAUACAAAUUUCCUCCACCACCAUAUGUUUACAGUUCACCUCCACCACCAUAUUAUUCACCUUCUCCGAAAGUACACUACAAGUCUCCUCCACCACCAUAUGUUUACAGUUCUCCACCACCACCAUACCACUCACCUUCCCCUAAAGUACACUACAAAUCUCCUCCACCACCAUAUGUCUACAGCUCUCCACCACCACCAUACUACUCACCAUCUCCUAAAGUUCACUACAAAUCGCCACCACACCCACAUGUGUGUGUAUGUCCACCACCUCCUCCAUGCUAUUCCCCUUCACCAAAAAUAAUAUACAAAUCUCCUCCACCACCAUAUGUCUACAACUCUCCACCACCACCAUACUAUUCACCUUCUCCUAAGGUGUACUAUAAGUCUCCACCACCACCAUAUGUUUACAGUUCUCCACCACCACCAUACUACUCACCAUCUCCUAAGGUAGAGUACAAGUCUCCUCCACCACCAUAUGUCUACAGCUCCCCACCACCACCAUACUAUUCACCAUCUCCUAAAGUUGAAUACAAAUCUCCUCCACCACCGUACGUCUACAGCUCUCCUCCACCACCACCAUACUACUCACCAUCUCCUAAGGUAGAGUACAAGUCUCCUCCACCACCAUAUGUCUACAGCUCCCCACCACCACCAUACUAUUCACCAUCUCCUAAAGUUGAAUACAAAUCUCCUCCACCACCGUACGUCUACAGCUCUCCUCCACCACCACCAUACUACUCACCAUCUCCUAAGGUAGAGUACAAGUCUCCUCCACCACCAUAUGCCUACAGUUCCCCACCACCACCUUAUUAUUCCCCUUCUCCAAAAGUUGAGUACAAAUCUCCACCACCAUCACCUUCGUAUUACUGAAAAUCAGUAAAUGUGUUUCUUAAAUAAAUAUCCAGUUUUAUUUGAGUUUAUGUUUCUUUUACUCUUUAUCUAAAAUGCAGUCAAUUUCAGUUUUCCUGGGAAUGUUGUUUACAAUCCCUUCGUAUGUUUUAUGUUUUCCCUUUAUUUGAUUUUUGCAACGAUCGCUUUGCGGUCUAUUUGUAACCUUUUGCAAAUUGUGUUAUGUAUUGUGUAUUCUUGACAUGGUACUUCUGGAUACCUAUAUAAUCCUAUUAACAUGA
Messenger RNA from Brassica oleracea var. oleracea, 1785 nucleotides. RefSeq names its product extensin-2-like. The record is from RefSeq and is a predicted model, not a curated record. Gene Ontology annotation, biological process: plant-type cell wall organization. Gene Ontology annotation, molecular function: structural constituent of cell wall. Lineage: Eukaryota; Viridiplantae; Streptophyta; Magnoliopsida; Brassicales; Brassicaceae. The transcript has 2 exons. Bases 47 to 1525 code for a protein of 492 amino acids.